Messenger RNA from Trichoplusia ni (cabbage looper), 2800 nucleotides. RefSeq names its product WD repeat-containing protein 47-like. NCBI's taxonomy places the organism in Eukaryota, Metazoa, Arthropoda, Insecta, Lepidoptera, Noctuidae. The record is from RefSeq and is a predicted model, not a curated record. Gene Ontology annotation, molecular function: protein binding.
GUUGAGCUGACGAUGCACGACGGUACAGUACGAGACGUGUGCUUUAUCGAGGACACCUCAAACAAGACCAGUCUGUUGGUGAGCGGCGGCGCCGGCGAUUGCAAGAUAUACGUCACCGACUGCGCUACAGGCAAAACUUUCCAGGCGUUAAGCGGUCACUCGGGGCACAUUCUGUCCCUGUACAACUGGGGCGGUGCUAUGUUCGUGUCGGGCAGCCAAGACAAAACCGUACGGUUCUGGGACCUUCGCACUGGUGGCUGCGUUAACAUCAUUUCGCCCCCAGCGGGUCAACCGAACAAGGGCUCAGCGGUGGCUUCAUUAGCCGUGGAUCCAAGCGGCAGGCUGUUAGUGUGCGGUCACGACGAUGGCUCGUGCGCUCUCCACGACGUGCGCGGCUCCCGAGCACUGCAACGCUUCACGCCACACUCCGGUGACCUCCGCAGUGUUCGCUUCUCGCCUGGGGCGUAUUACCUGCUCACAGCCGGAUACGAUGGACGCGUCGUGCUCACUGAUCUUCAGGGUGACUUGACUUGCGCCCUGCCCAGCGUGCCCGUAGCUCGUCACCCCGACAAGGUGAUCUCGGCGAGGUGGCAUCCCGACGACUUCUCGUUCCUGUCGACGUCGGCCGACAAGACCGCCGUACUCUGGACGAUACCGCCCGUCUAGCGAUCACAGAACUAAGGCCCGAUCGGCCCAUAAGCGGAGUUUACCUCCAAGUGUAAUCCGUUGGCGAACUUUCACCACAUAUCUCAAAGAUUUUACUAAAUUCGCCGCGUGAAUCUGCAGCUUUGCCUUAAAACUAGUAAAAUAUAGGUAUAGCAUAGAAUACGCCAGUAACGCGGGGGAGUUAGUAGAAUCUUGAAUUUGUCUAUAUAUGACUAACUCGUAUGAAGUUUGUGAACUUAAGCGUAGGAGGUAAUUGCGAGGGUACGUUUAAUGCAAUCCAACCACGAACGUCUUGCGAUUUAAACGAUGUUUACAUUAAUAAAAGUAUUAACGCACAACAGUUACUGAAAUCGCCUUUGCACUGCACCAACCGCUAGCCUACCAGCGACUAUUUUGCUUAUUUCCAUUGAAAGUAAUUAAAUGGUCUCAGCUUUGUGGUACUCUUGAACCAAGCGAAGAGGUCGAUCAUUUGUUAAAAUAAAUAAAACAAAGUGACCACUUCUUAAUAAUAUGUACGUCAACUUUUGGCUACAGAUGGAGCAGUAAUCAAAACUUAGUACUAGAUGGCACUACUAGUAAUAAACAAUGUGGUCGCAUAAUUUGGGAUGUCACAAGACAACCCUUGUCGAAUAUUUAGCUAUCGAUAAAGUAAUUGGUUACCUCUAGUGAGGUCGGCUUUACUGUAUUUUUGUAAAUUAAACCUUUAAUUUUAGGCCUAAUGUUAAUUUGCCCUGAAAGGUGGGUCUAUUCAAAAGUAUUAAAAGAGCUGGCGAAUAAUUGAGAAAUAUCGUUUAAUGACGCCUCGUGUAAGAUAUCUAGAAGUUGAAUGGUUAGUGGUCAUAACUUAGAUCUGCCUUUCAGGAGUUUUAGAUAGAAGUGAACCUCACUGGCUUCCGGAACUCCUUAAAUUUCUACAUCUGCGAACAUUUUCUUCCUCCGUAUUUAUUAGGGUCGCGUAGAAAUUACUUCUUGUCCAUGAUUAAUCGUGCUGUGCUGAAAGAAUGCUAAUAAUUUUAUCUCUCGAUCCAAAUAAAAGCUUUAAAUUUCGUCAGUUGUCCACAUUUUUGACUUGAAUGCAAGUAGAGCCAAGUUAGGGUCAAGUGUAAAUAUGCUUUAGUUGUAAAUGUUCUAUACUUGAUUGGUUUGUUCGAGGCACGCUCUCUUCCGUGGACACCGAUUAAACUGUAUUUUAUUUUAAUACGCGUAUUCUUCCAUACGUAGUGAUCGUUUGUCACAAACAUAGCCUGUAGCUACAGGGUAAGACCAACGAGACUAGUUAAAAAUAUAGACUAACUUUAGAAUUUUAUCUUUUUGUUUGGUUGUCCUAAAAGAGAGAUCUUGAUCAAAAACAAAACGACUGAUCUAAGAUGACUGCCCUGUACCACGAAACGCACAACGACGACGAAAAUAAAAUACUUGUAUCAAGAUGUUAUUAGGCAGUAGAGGUUAUUGUUUAUAUUUUUAUCUUCUCUCGUCAUUCUUACCUUAGUUUGUUAAUGUACUGAUCUUGAUAUUAUUUACAAUACUAGUUCACGGUUACGGAUUAACUUAUUUAGGUUUAGUGAAAUGCUAAAUAUAUGACGAUCAGAUUUUGAUAUAAUAACUUAGUUUAAGUAUAGAGUAUCGAUAUCAGCCGUCUGUGUAAUUUAAAUGUAUUUAGGAAAAUGCCGUUUAUUGUAGCACUGACAAGCUCAUUUAUGUUGAUUUCUCUAUUUUCUAGAAUGAAUAUGUAUUAUAGAUAUAAUAUAUGUUUGUGGUAAGGACGACCUACAAUAAUUUCCUCCUCUUUCUUCCAUUUAUACAUCGCGCUUUAUCAUCUACCAAUUUAAAACAUCCAGUUUUACCCGCGUAGUCCCUUGUGGGUGAUUCAGCAUAGACAAAUAUUGCGCUAAAGCCUUAAAUUGUAGUCCAUACUUAAUAUCAAGUUAUAGAAAGAAAAAAAAAUGUAGAAAAAUGAGAAAAUAUAUGUAUGUAGGUAUAUAUCCCUCCUUUAAAUAUAUGGACACCAGUGCUGUAUGGACUGGCCAGUAAUAUAAAAAACUGAUUGUAAAGGCGCUAUUUUAGUGUAGUCUACGCAGUUUAUAAUAUAAUGAUAAAAUUGAAUAAAAUUAAACCGUCUUUACAUUAUUAUAAA